CUGCCCAGACCUGUUCUAGAUUCCACACCACCCUUCCCCCAGGCAGCCUCCACCUCCCACCCACCGGGCUCCGGCCGGGCCUCCGGAGACUCAGCUGAGAAGGCUGACAGGCAGGAGGGCUGGGGCGGCACCGCGGGGCCAUGGAACCCACUGCAGGGCCUGUGCACUACCAGAAGCUGCUGCUCUGGGAGCCGCGCUCGGAGUCUGAGGAGGAAGAGGAGGAAGAGGAGGAGACAGCAGAGCCACUCGUUCCCAACCCCUGGCGGCCCCAGGACUCCUCUGGGAACAAUGUUGGUGGUCUGCCCGGAGCCUGGGCCCGACUGGUUGCCGCCCUGCUGCUGCUGGCUGUUGGCUUCUCCCUGGCUGUGUGGCAACUCCACACCAGGGGUGGCUCUUCAGAACCCCUGGGCUCUGUGGCCCCUCUGCCCAGCGGGCACUCCCACCGCCCCGGCGUAUACCACCAUGGAGCCAUCAUCAGCCCUGCAGCCACGUGCUCCCACCUGGGCCGAGAGCUGCUUGUCGCUGGGGGCAAUGUCGUGGACGCUGGAGUUGGAGCAGCUUUGUGUCUGGCAGUGGUGCAUCCUCAUGCCACAGGGCUAGGUGCCAUGUUCUGGGGCCUCUUCCACAAUAGCUCCUCAGGCAAUUCAAUUGCCCUGACGUCAGGCCCAGCCCAGAUCCUGGCCCCCGGCCUGGGGCUGCCCUCGGCUCUGCCUACCCUGCGCUUGCUGCACACACGCUUCGGCCGCCUGCCCUGGCCACGCCUGCUGGUGGGCCCCACCAUGCUGGCUCAAGAGGGCUUCCUGGUAGACACAACCCUGGCCCGGGCUCUGGCAGCCCAGGGCACGAAGGGCCUCUGUCCACUCCUUUGCCACACUGACGGGACUCCCUUGGGCCCUGGGGCCCGAGCCACCAACCCAAAACUGGCGGCCGUGCUACACAAGGCAGCCCUCGCCCCCACCCCAGACCUUGCCGGGGAGGCCCUACUGAAUCUGCUGGCCAGAGACCUGGGGCUGGAGGGACCCUCAGCAGGGCCCAGGCCCACCCUGGAGCCAGCACUGCAGCUCCCUGUGCCCCAGGGCAUCCUGUUCACCACCCCCAGCCCCUCAGCUGGCCCAGAGCUGCUGGCACUGCUGAAGGCAGCCCUACACUCCGGAGGGCCCAGCCCUGACCCCUGCCCACCACUCUUACAAGCUACUGUGACCCCCGGGAGCAGUGCCCUGGCUACCGUGGACAGCAGUGGCUCUGUGCUCCUUCUCACCUCCUCGCUCAACAGCUCCUUCGGCUCUGGACACCUGUCCCCAAGCACCGGGGUUCUACUCAGCAACCUUGUGGCCAAGUCUGCAACUAGUGCCUGGGCCUGCCCCCUCAUCCUUCGUGGCAGCCUGGAUGACACAGAGGCCGACGUGUUGGGGCUGGUGGCUUCAGGGACCCCUGCAGUGGCCAGAGUCACGACUCGCACCCUGCUCAGCCACCUGGCCGGGCCCCAAACCCAGGCCCAGCAAGGACGAACAGAGAGCCCCAGUGUUUGUGGCCAAGGGACCCUGCUCCAGGUGGCAGCACAUGCAGAGCAUGCCCACGUCUCCAGUGUCCCCAAUGGCUGCUGCCCCUUCCAGGGGUUCUAAGCGGGGAGAGUGUCUGGCAGGGAAUGGGGGGUGUGGGGUCUCAAGCCUGGACGCAGGGGCAGAGCAGGUCCAGCAGCCAUGGAGUGCAUAAAAGUGUGCAUCGAUGUGUUCACUGCUGGCUCAAGCCCUCAACCUCUGGCCUGGUCAGUUACCUGGACUAGAGUUCUGGCUCUUUUUUCAUCUAAGGAACCUGAGGAUAAUAAGGAAGGGGCAGCAGGGCCUGGGGCCAGCCCCGAGUUCAGAUCCAGCUCUGGGAAGGACAGGGGGAAGGAAGCCAAGCCCCGCCUGGGUUCUGGGCACCACGGACAGGGCAGGCAGAGCCUGGGUACUGCUGGCAUCUCCGUCCUCCGCUUCAGGCCACCCUCUGCUGAUCUCCCUCAGUGGGCUGGAAAGGAAAUAAAGAUCACGUCUCCUGGA
Ceratotherium simum simum (southern white rhinoceros) is the source of this 2039-nucleotide messenger RNA. RefSeq names its product gamma-glutamyltransferase 6 (gene GGT6). Gene Ontology annotation, cellular component: extracellular exosome. The record is from RefSeq and is a predicted model, not a curated record. NCBI's taxonomy places the organism in Eukaryota, Metazoa, Chordata, Mammalia, Perissodactyla, Rhinocerotidae.